AUAUUGAAUACUCAGAUUCGAAAUUUAGAGUGAUAGUAUAUACAAUAUUUUCCCAUUAAAAUAUGUUUUGGUAUAAGACAUUUUAGGACUGUUUUCUGAGCUGUUUCCACGAGACUUCCUUUCUUUUAAAGCAAGAUGAAGUCAUCCUUCUCAAAUCAUUACUUUCUGGCUUUGCUCUCUGUUAAGAAAAAGAAAAAAAGACAGAAGGGGGAAAAUUAUCAGUUAUUGAUCAUAGCCAAAAGUUUGCUCUCUCAAUGGAGAUUGUUAUUGCCAUCGUUGGCUCUAUUGUCGCCAAAGCUGUAGAGUAUACGAUCUCUCCUAUCAAAAACCAUGUCAAAUACCUUUCCAAUCAUCAGAAAAAUGUUGAGACCCUCAAGAACCGAGCUAAUAGGCUGAAAGAUGCAAGAGACGGAGUGCAGCAUUGUGUUGAUGCAGCUAAACGAAAUGGUGAGGAGAUCGAAGGUGAUGUUGACAAAUGGCUGUCUGCAGUCGACAAAAAGAUCCUUGAACAAGUAGAGGAAGUGAUGCAAGAUGAAGAAAAAGCAAAGAAAAAGUGUUUCAUUGGUUUGUGUCCUAAUUUCAGGACUCUUUACAAGCUUAGCCUGAAAGCUGAAGAGGUGGCAAAGGCUGUUGCCGAGCUACUUGAGCAUGGCAAGUUUGAAAGGGUUUCCUAUCGUGCAGCUCCAUAAGGUAUCGUGGUUGCACCAGUUAAAGGUUACCAGGAAUUGAGUCAAGAACCUCGAUUUUGAACAGAAUUAUGGAGGCACUAAAAGAUGAUAGCGUCAGCGUUGUUGGGGUGCAUGGUAUGGGUGGGAUUGGAAAAACAACGCUGGUCAAAGAAAUCGCUAGAAAGGUCAAGGGCAAGUUGUUUGAUUCGGUUGUCAUAGCAACCGUAACUCAAGCCAUCGAUAUUGAGAAGAUUCAGAACCAAAUUGCAGACUUCUUGGGCUUGAAAUUUGAGGAACAGAGUAUGGUUGGAAAAGCAUUUCGACUACGAGAAAGAUUGAAGGAGAAGAGGAUUCUGGUUGUGUUGGAUGAUAUUUGGGAAAAGUUAGAUAUUGAGGAAGUUGGGAUUCCUUUGGGAGAUGAACACAAGGGAUGCAAGUUGCUGUUAACUUCUAGAGAACUCAAUGUUUUAUUAAAUGGGAUGGAUGCUCAGAAAAAUUUUCCCAUCGGGGUUUUAAAUGAAAAGGAAGCCUGGGACCUGUUCAAGAAGAUGGCUGGCAACUGUGAUGAAAGUUGCGAUUUGAAGCCUAUAGCUAUGGAGGUAGCCAAAAAAUGUGCAGGAUUGCCAAUAGCCAUUGCGACAGUUGCAGGGGCUUUGAGAAACAAAAGGUUGUUUGAAUGGAAGAAUGCUUUACGAGAACUGGAGAGGCCUUUGUCAAGCAACUUCACGGGGAUAACUGCGGCAUAUUCAGCUAUAGAGUGGAGUUUUAAUUAUUUAGAAAGCGAGGAAGUUAAGCUGACUUUCUUGCUUUGCAGUGUAAUAGGCCAUAAUGGUCUGGUGGAGGACUUGGUAAGAUAUACUCUAGGUUUGGGUUUAUUUGACGGUGUCUACACUAUGGAAGAAGCUAGAAAUAAAGUAUUGACGGUUGUGGCUAAUCUCAAAGCGUCUGCCUUGUUGCUUGAUGGUUAUAAUGAUGAGUGCUUUGAUUUCCAUGAUGUUGUUUGGGAUGCUGCUUUAGCCAUUGCAUUGAAGGACUAUCGUAUGCUUGUUUUGAGAGAUCAUGUUCCAAAGGAGUGGUCCGCUAAGGAGAAAAUAAAUAGCUGGAGUGUGAUCAGCUUACGUUGUCCUCAGAUUAUAGCUAACCUUCCUAAGGAGAUGGAGUGUUCAGGUCUAUCCUUCUUCCUUAUGGCCGGCGCAGUUAAAAUUCCUCCCAAUUUUUUCAAACAAACCAAAGGCCUCAAAGUCUUAGAUUUGUUCGGAAUGCAGUUUUCAUCCCUACCUAAAUCAAUUAUUCACCUCACAGACCUUCGCAUGUUGUGUCUAAAAGAAUCUGCAGUUGAUGACAUAACCAUCAUAGGAGAGCUGAAGAAUUUAGAAAUCCUUGACCUUUCUAAGUCAGGUAUCAAAGAACUACCUAAGGAGAUGGCACAAUUGACUCAAUUAAGGUUGUUAGAUUUGAGUUGGUGUAGAGAACUCGAAAUCAUCUCACCAAAUGUCUUAUCAAGUUUAUCUGAAUUAAAAGAAUUAUAUAUGGGUGGAAGCUUUGUUGAAUGGGAAAAGGAAGGAGUAGCUGAAAAUGAGAAGAAAAAUGCAAGCCUUGACGAAUUAAACAAUUUGCCUUGUCUAACUACUUUAUAUGUUCAUAUCCCUGAUGCCCAAAUGAUUCCAAAGCAUCGAUUCUUUGAAACUUUGGACAAAUAUGUUAUUUGUGUAGGUGAUUAUAAUAGGUGUGUAUGGUACCAAAAUCAUGAAUGUUUGAGAACAUUUGGACAAUGGGUUGAAAAUGUUGCUGAUUAAGACUGAAGCUUUGUACCUAGAAGGACUUGAAGGCGUCAAGAAUAUACUUGCGGAGUUAAAUAAUGGGAAAGAUCUUCCACAUUUAAAGAGACUUCACGUCAAAAAUGGUAUGCAUGUCCAGUAUAUUACAAUGAAUGAAAUUGGGGUUUCGGAAUUAUGCUCCAUCACCCUUAAAAAUCUACCGCAACUCAUUAGCUUUUGCUCUCAAGACAAAAGGUGUUUCACUGUUUCUGAGCCCUUACCACUUUUUAAUAAACAGGCAUGUCAUUGGAUUACGAAUUUGAGGAGCUUGAUCAUCGACGGAUGUGGUAAGUUGGAGCAUCUGUUAUCAACUUCUCUCGCUAGAAGUCUGGUGCAGCUCCAAUGCUUUAAGAUAAAGGAUUGCAAGGGCUUAAGGGACAUAAUACUUACAGAGAAAAUUGAAGAAGAAAGGAAAGAUGUGAUUUGUUUGCCUCGGUUAAACUCCCUGCAUAUAGUAGGACUUCGAAACCUCAUUUUCUUUUGCUCAGGAAAUUAUAAUAUCGAGUUCCCAUUGUUGAAAAACCUAGAGAUUGAGGGUUGCUCAAAAUUAAAAGAAUUCAUUAGUCAAACUAGUACGCAGUCCGGCAUGUAUACUCUCUUCAAUGAGAAGGCUGCAUUUCCUAGGUUGGAAAGGAUGAAAAUCGUCAACAUGAUAAAUGUGAAGAUGAUAUUUCAUAAUGACCUAGCAUCAAGUUCCUUACAAAAUCUACGAGAAAUAAGAGUUGAGAGAUGUGGGAGUCUGAAAAAUCUAUUUCCAGUGUCAAUAGCCAAAGAUCUUCCACAACUUGAAGAUUUAUGCAUCACUAAUUGUGGAGUGGAGGAGAUUGUAUCGAAAGGGGAAGGAGUGGAGGAGCAGCCUGUGAGGUUUGAGUUUCCGCAGGUGUCUUCCCUUGAGGUUACAUCCCUAAAAAACCUCAAAUGUUUCUAUGAAGGGCAACAUACAAUAGUCUGGCCCAUGUUGAAAAAAUUGAAAACAGAUUGUUCUGCUUUGCUAAAGAUAGUGGCUUCGGAACAUCUUAGAUUAAUCCAAGGAAAUGAGCAACCAGUUUUGUUGGUUGAAGAGGUGAUUCCCAAAUUAGAGAAACUUAAGUUACUAGAUUUUGGUGAUCUGGACCAGUUUCCACCAGCUUUGUUUCAAGAUAUUAAAGUUUUGGAAGUGACAGGUGGCAUUCGAUCUUCUAUAUUUCCUUUCGUCCGAAGAUUCUGCAAUCUGGAUAGUUUUCAGCUUUUUGGUUUUAAUUUCAAAUACAUAGUCCCUUGUAAAGGAGAUGCUGGGACUCGCUCACCAAUUAGAAAUUUGGUAUUGGUUAAUGCCAUAAAUCUUAAGCAUAUAUGGAGCAAAGAUUCGGAGCUUGACCAUAUUCUUUCUAAUCUCCGAACACUCAGAGUUGGGGCAUGUGAUGAUUUGAUAAAUAUUAGAGCCUCCUCAUCAUCUUUACAAAAUCUCACAACUUUGAAUGUGUACUCUUGCAAAAUGAUGACAAACUUAGUUACACCCUCAGUAAUUAAGAAUUGUGUGCAAUUAACGACAAUGAGCGUAGAGUACUGCACUAAAAUGACAGAAAUAGUGGGAAACGAGGGAGACUACCAUCAGACAAUAGUUGUGAGUAAAUUGAAAUGUUUAGAACUAAGCAAUUUACAGAGCCUCACAAGCUUUUGUCCAGGGAAUUACACCUUCAACUUUCCUUGUUUGGAAGAAUUAAUUGUGGCACAGUGUCCUAGGUUAAAGAUAUUUUCUGAGGGAGUUUUAAGCACCCCACAAUUACGAAGAGUAAAACAGUCGGGUUACCGUGAGAAAUGGAGUUGGACAAGUGACUUGAAUACAACCAUACAACAGCUUUACACGGAAAAGGAUGGAUUCUCUGACGGACGAUCUUUGAACAUCUCUGACACAUGUCCUAAGUCAAUAGAAAUAUGGAUUAGGAACCCUCAAGAAAUUUUGGGCAGAAACCUUAUUUCUCUGAAUUAUUAUAAAUGUAGCAGCUUGAAGUACAUUUUUACUCCGUCUAUGCUUUUGAGCCUCAAUCAACUAGAAUGGCUAGAAGUAAAAGAAUGCAAUUCAAUGGAACAAGUGGUUAGGGAGGAGGAGGAGGAAGCAAUGACACAUAAAUUUACAUUUCUUGAGCUAUUCUCCAUAAGAAUUGAAUCAUGUCCCAACUUGACAAAUUUCCAUUUGGGAAGUCAAGCUCUUGAAUUUCCAGAGUUGUUUAGAAUCAAAAUAGUUGAUUGUCCAAAACUGACUGCAUUUUCUUCCUCAACUUCAAGAGAGAUUGGUGAUGCAAGUGAAAACGUGGUUGGCAAAGGGGGCAUCUAUGAUAACAAUGCAGCUUUUUUCAGUAAUAAGAUAAGUUUGGUAUUUAAUAUUUAUCUGCACAACUUAUUUCACAUUUUCUUUUUAUUUGAUCACCAUGAGUGUGUCUGGUCUAUAUAUACAUACUAGUAUUAAUGUCACGUGCUACACGUUGUCAAAAUUUAAUAUAAUAAAAUCCAUAAAAGUAUUAAUAAAUAAGAUAA
Molecule: messenger RNA, 4999 nt
Organism: Gossypium arboreum
Lineage: Eukaryota; Viridiplantae; Streptophyta; Magnoliopsida; Malvales; Malvaceae
Exons: 6
Coding region: 2451-4925 (824 amino acids)
Source: RefSeq, a predicted model, not a curated record